GGCUGGGAGGAUGGCGAACAGCUUCAGUCCGGACAGCGAGCCCACUACACGCACCUUGCUACGGCGGGUGCUGGAUACAGCGGACUCCCGCACCCCGCGGCGACGCCGGAGUGCUCAGGCUGGUUCCCCAAAAACCCUGCGUGAAACACGUUCUUCCACAAGACGGAGGAGCCAAACAAAGACAACUGCCAGACAGCAUUCCCAUGGAGGCAGGUCUAUUGGCAGAUUAGCCCAUGUUCGAGCCAGUAAGAACCUGGAGGAACAGACACCUCGGACUCUGCUGAAGAAUAUCCUAUUAACUGCCCCAGAAUCGUCCAUCCUGAUGCCAGAAUCAGUGGUGAAGCCAGAACCAGCACUACAGGUGGUCCAGCCUUCCAGAAGGGAAAGCAGUCGGGGCAGUCUGGAGCUGCAACUUCCUGAACUAGAGCCCUCCACAACCCUAGCACCAAGUCUGCCAGCCCCUGGCAAGAGGAAGCAGAAGCUGAGAUUGUCAUUGUUUCAACAAGAAGUAAAUCAGGGGCUCCCUCUCCCUCAAGAUCCUGCAGGGAAUGCUGAUGCCUCGUCACUUACCAGCUCCCUCAACCUGACAUUUGCCACACCUCUUCAACCACAGUCAGUGAGGAGACCUGGUUUGGCCCGCAGACCUCCUACCCGAAGGGCUGUAGAUAUGGGUCUCUUGUUGCAAGAUCUGCAUGAUAAUUCCUUAGCCUUAGCUCCUCCAGGUGACAGUGGCAGAGCUGCUGUUGCUACUUUGCCAACGGAUACGGUGUUGGAGGAUACCCAGCCCUUCUCACAGCCCUUGGUUGGCCAUUCUCCCAGUGUGUAUCACUCCCCAGCCCACUCCUCUCACACUGGUACUGAAUAUUCUGAGAGGACUGUGGGUCAUAGGACACACAGCAUUGGGCCAGAACUGCAGAACCACAAGCUACAACCUUGGCCUGCUGCUUCUUCAGUGGUGUCAGAAGCAGAGAGAUCCAAGGGGGCUGUGGAGGACAAUGAGCCAGAAGGAUCUAUACAGAAUGAAGACAUUUCUGGCAGGCCAGCAAGUCCAGAAUUGGCCGCCAGCACCCCUGAGUUCCUCCAGGCCAAGCGAUCCCGUCAGUUUCUUGAGCCAGCCCCAACACAGCCUGAUGUUGCAGUCUUGCCUCCAGAGCCUAAGGAGCCUGUGCCAGCCAAACUUCCCCCCAGGCCCCGGACUGCUGCCCCCAGACGCCGUCAAGAUCCUUACAAAGCUGGACUGAGCCACUAUGCAAAACUCUUUAGUUUCUAUGCCAAGAUGCCCAUAGAGAAGAAAGCUCUCGAGAUGGUGGAGAAGUGCCUAGACAAGUAUUUCCAGCACCUUUGCAAUGAUCUGGAGGUGUUUGCUGGUCAUGCUGGCCGCAAGACUGUGACGCUAGAGGAUUUGGAGCUGCUGAUGCGACGGCAGGGUCUGGUCACUGAGCAAAUCUCGUUGCAUGUGCUUGUGGAGCGACACCUGCCCCUGGAGUACCGCCAGCUGCUCAUCCCCUGUGCAUUUAGCGGCAAUUCUGUCUUCCCUGCUCAAUGAUGGCCAGGCCUCAACCUUUGCUCUGUCUGCACCAGGACCUCGUAAUUCAUAUCGUUCUCCAGCUCUCUCCC
Molecule: messenger RNA, 1617 nt
Organism: Dipodomys ordii (Ord's kangaroo rat)
Lineage: Eukaryota; Metazoa; Chordata; Mammalia; Rodentia; Heteromyidae
Gene: Cenpt
Product: centromere protein T
Exons: 13
Coding region: 11-1546 (511 amino acids)
Biological process (GO): mitotic cell cycle; kinetochore assembly; chromosome segregation
Cellular component (GO): kinetochore
Molecular function (GO): DNA binding; protein heterodimerization activity
Source: RefSeq, a predicted model, not a curated record